AGACAAAGAUCAUACAUCCAUCUAUAAAUGCAUGAAAAAACGUCCAACGGCCCAUAGAACCAAUCUUUUUUUAUAUUUGUUAAGGGGUAAGUAUUACGCUUAUACCAGUAGUAACCAAAUGGCUUCAAAUGCACCAGCCUUGAAGAGGUCGGAGACGAUAGCAGAUAGCAUGCCGGAGGCCUUGAGGCAAAGCCGGUACCAUAUGAAGAGGUGCUUUGCAAAAACUUCAGCAUUUGAUGGGGGAGAUGGAGCAAGUUAUAGACGACAAGGCCGAAAGGACUCAGUUGCUAGAAGGGUUGCUCGGAUACAUCUUGUGCACGACUCAGGAGGCAGCAGUUGUUCCUCCAUAUGUUGCCUUUGCUAUUAGGCCGUCUCCUGGAUUCUGGGAGUACGUUAAAGUGAGCGCAAACGAUCUGUCCGUGGAGGGCAUCACAGCUACCGAAUACCUGAAAUACAAAGAGAUGACAGUGGAUGAGAGCUGGGCAAACGAUGAGAAUGCAUUGGAGAUUGAUUUUGGAGUAAUGGACUUCUCUUUGCCUCACCUGACGCUAUCUUCUUCUAUUGGAAACGGGCUCAGCUACAUUUCCAAGUUCCUUACCUCAAAGCUGAAUAACAGCCCCGCGAGCGCCCAAUCUCUUGUGGAUUACUUGCUCUCAUUAGAACAUCAAGGAGAAAAACUCAUGAUAAAUGAGACCCUCAACACUGUCUCAAAGCUUCAGGCUGCGCUAAUAGUAGCUGAAGCAGCCCUGUCAUCACUGCCCAAAGAUACACCUUAUCAGAGCUUUGAGAUGAGGUUCAAGGAGUGGGGCUUCGAAAAAGGAUGGGGUGAUAAAGCCGAGAGAGUUCAGGAGACAAUGCACUCACUUUCAGAAAUACUCCAGGCUCCCGAUCCGUUAAACAUGGACAGAUUUUUUGGAAGGCUUCCUAUAAUCUUCAACGUCGUUCUUUUCUCUGUCCAUGGAUACUUUGGACAGUCCGAUGUUCUUGGCUUGCCAGACACCGGUGGGCAGGUGGUUUAUGUCUUGGAUCAAGUAGUUGCAUUGGAAGAGGAAUUACUGGGGAGAAUUAAGCAGCAAGGUCUCAAUGUGAAGCCUCAGAUUCUAGUGGUCACUCGACUCAUCCCUGAUGCUAAGGGGACUAAGUGCAAUGUCGAACUAGAACCAGUCAUGAACACAAAACACUCCCACAUCCUCAGAGUGCCGUUUAUGACCGAAAAUGGUGUUCUUCGACAAUGGGUUUCACGAUUCGAUAUCUAUCCUUACCUUGAGAAAUAUACUCAGGAUGCAGCCAACAAAAUCAUCGAAAUCAUGGAAGGAAAGCCUGAUCUGAUUAUUGGAAACUACACCGAUGGAAAUCUGGUUGCAGCCCUCAUGGCUAGUAAACUUGACACAACCCUGGGAACAAUUGCACAUGCAUUGGAGAAGACGAAGUACGAAGAUUCAGACCUCAGAUGGAAGGAGUUCGACCCCAAGUAUCACUUCUCAUGCCAGUUCACAGCUGAUUUAAUUGCAAUGAACACAGCAGAUUUCAUCAUUACAAGCACAUAUCAAGAGAUCGCCGGGAGCAAAGAUAGGCCAGGGCAAUACGAAAGCCAUACAGCGUUUACGCUUCCAGGGCUCUACAGAGUUGUAUCAGGGAUCAAUGUUUUUGAUCCUAAGUUCAACAUUGCUUCUCCUGGGGCCGACCAAUCGAUCUACUUCCCUUACACGGAGAAACAGAAGCGUUUCACAACAUUUCGUCCCGUCAUCGAAGACCUCCUCUUUAGUAAAGCUGAUAAUGCUGAACACAUUGGAUAUUUAGAAGACAAAAAGAAACCUAUUAUUUUCUCCAUGGCAAGACUUGAUAUAGUCAAGAAUAUCACUGGACUAACAGAGUGGUAUGGCAAGAACAAAAGGCUCAGGAACUUAGUCAAUCUUGUUAUUGUUGGAGCCUUCUUCGAUCCUUCAAAAUCGAAAGACAGAGAAGAAGCAGCAGAAAUAAAGAAGAUGCACAUGCUAAUAGACAAGUACCAACUCAAGGGACAGAUUAGAUGGAUAGCUGCCCAGACAGACAGGAAGCGUAAUGGUGAGCUAUAUCGUUCCAUUGCUGAUACAAAGGGAGCUUUUGUGCAGCCAGCUUUCUAUGAAGCUUUCGGCCUAACGGUGAUCGAGGCAAUGAACUGUGGCUUACCGACUUUCGCAACUAGUCAAGGUGGCCCUGCCGAGAUCAUCAUUGAUGGGGUUUCCGGUUUUCACAUUGACCCCAAUAACGGAGACGAGUCGAGCAACAAGAUUGCCGACUUUUUCCAGAAGUGCAAGGAGGAUCCUGACCACUGGAAUAGGAUCUCGCUCCAAGGGCUGCAACGUAUAAACGAAUGCUACACAUGGAAGAUAUAUGCAAACAAAGUUCUGAACAUGGGCUGCACCUAUAGCUUCUGGAGGAGGUUGUACAGAGCGGAGAAGCAAGCCAAGGGGAGAUAUAUUCAGACAUUCUACAAUCUUCAAUUCAAGAGCUUGGUGAAGAAUCUUACUGUUAAAACGGACGAAACUCCACAGCAAGAACCACAGGAGAAACCAAAGCCACAGCCCUCACGAAGGCGCUCGGGUUCCACAUUGCAGAGGUUGUUCGGAGCUUGAACCAUUUGAAAAAAGCCGAAGCCGAAUAAAGAUCAGAACAGGGAGAGCAGCAUCCAUGAAAUGAACUGGACUCUGAAUACCGUUCAUUUUGCAGUUUCUACAGAAGAUUGUGCCGUAAAAACAUGCUAACAGAUGAUGAUAUGUAACUAUGAAAAAAAUACAAAAGAAAAUGAUGAAUAAGAAACUGUUGUCUGGUUUUAGACCAGCCAAGUCCAAUACACAAAUUCGCAUGUACUUGAUGUGAUUGUACUCUUAUUACAAAAUAAACAUCGGUCUUAACAAUA
Sesamum indicum (sesame) is the source of this 2899-nucleotide messenger RNA. NCBI's taxonomy places the organism in Eukaryota, Viridiplantae, Streptophyta, Magnoliopsida, Lamiales, Pedaliaceae. The record is from RefSeq and is a predicted model, not a curated record.